Messenger RNA from Pseudoliparis swirei, 6111 nucleotides. It is a transcript of the gene lamb2l, whose product is annotated as laminin, beta 2-like. NCBI's taxonomy places the organism in Eukaryota, Metazoa, Chordata, Actinopteri, Perciformes, Liparidae. Gene Ontology annotation, cellular component: laminin trimer. Gene Ontology annotation, biological process: cell migration; substrate adhesion-dependent cell spreading; basement membrane assembly. The transcript has 34 exons. The record is from RefSeq and is a predicted model, not a curated record. Gene Ontology annotation, molecular function: extracellular matrix structural constituent. Bases 1 to 5514 code for a protein of 1837 amino acids.
AUGGCGUCUCUCCUCGGCGCCCGGCUCGACGCGGCGUGGCACGGAGCCGGGCGCCGGAACACUCACGGCUGCACGGAGGGCAGCUGUUACCCGGCAACCGGGAACCUCCUGAUUGGAACACACACAGAACACACACGCCACCUCCACCUGCACCUGAACACACAGGAGCAGUACUGCAUCGUCAGCCACCUGCAGGAGUCAGACAAAUGCUUCGAGUGUUCGUCGCAGCAUCGCUACGAUGCGCGACGCCACCGCCACAGCCACCGCAUCGAGAACGCCAUCUACCUCAUGGACGCCCACGGGGACACCUGGUGGCAGUCGGUCAACGGUCAGGAAAACGUCGGCAUCCGCCUGAACCUGGAGGCCGAGUUCCACUUCACGCACCUCAUCAUGAAGUUCAAGACGUUCCGGCCCGCCGCCAUGAUCAUUGAGCGCUCGGCGGAUUUCGGGCGCACGUGGCGCCCGUACCGCUACUUCGCCUCCAACUGCACCAAGACGUUCCCCGGCGUCCCCGCCAGCGGACUGCGGCACAUCAACGACGUCACCUGCGAGGAGCGCUACUCCGACAUCGAACCCUCGACCAACGGAGAGGUCAUCUACAAGGUUCUGGACCCGGCCAUCCACGUGGAGGACCCGUACAGCCUGGACAUCCAAGAGCUGCUGCGCAUCACCAACCUGCGCAUCAACUUCACGAAGCUCAACACGCUGGGCGACGACCUUCUGGACCGGCGCCACGACGUGCUGCAGAAGUAUUACUACGCCCUGUACGAGCUGGUGGUGCGGGGCAGCUGCUUCUGCUACGGCCACGGCUCCGAGUGCGCCCCCGUGCCGGGGGUGGACGCCCGGGAGAACGGCAUGAUCCACGGCCGCUGCGUGUGCAAACACAACACGGAGGGGCUGAACUGUGAGCGCUGCCGACACUUCCACCACGACCUGCCGUGGAGACCGGCGGAGGUGGAGAACCCACACACCUGCAGAGAGUGCUCCUGCAACGGCCACUCCACCCAGUGCCACUUCGACAUGGCGGUGUAUUUGGCCACGGGCAACCUGAGCGGGGGGGUGUGUGACGACUGUCAGCACAACACCAUGGGGCGCAGCUGUGAGAGCUGCAGGCCCUUCUACUACCAAGACCCCGUCAGGGACAUGCGGGACCCCAGGGUCUGCGUCGACUGUGACUGUGACCCGGUGGGCUCUCUGGAGGGAGGCGUGUGCGACGGCCACACCGACCUGGACAUGGGCAUGAUCUCCGGCCAGUGUCGCUGCAAAGCCCACGUCAAAGGCACGCGCUGCGACGACUGCAAGGAGGGCUACUACGGGCUGAGCCAGCACGACCCGCUGGGCUGCCAGCCUUGCAACUGUGACCCUCGCGGCAUCAUCAUGAUGGGCGCUCCGUGCGACCAGAUCAGCGGCGACUGCUCCUGCAAACGAUACGUCACCGGUCGCUACUGCAACCAGUGUCUGCCGGAGUACUGGGGGUUGAGCAACGACCUCGCCGGCUGCCGACAGUGUGACUGCGACUUCGGUGGAGCCGUCAACAACAGGUGCGUGAUGGACAGCGGCCAGUGCGACUGCAGGAGGCAUCUGAUUGGCCGACAGUGCUCCGAGGUGCAGCCCGGGUUCUUCUGCGCCCCGCUGGACUUCUACAAGUACGAGGCCGAGGACGCCGCCGGACGCUCGCCAGGAGACGCCGCGCUGCCGGGUAAGCUCCGCCCCCAGGCAGAGACUGACUGUGUGCAGCACCUCAGUAACCAGCUGAGGAGGCAGCGCCGCCACCGCCGGACCUCCAGCUCCCAGCAGCACCGAGCGGCGCUGAGGCGGAUCCGCCAGCUCCAACAGACGCCGGACGUGAGGCCCGUGCACAGGGAGCCGGCGCUCAGCCACUCGGUGACGUGGACCGGUCCCGGCUUCGCCCGCGUCAAAGACGGCGCUGGCCUGGUGCUGACCAUCGACAACGUGCCCUACGCCAUGGAGUACGACAUCAUGCUCCGCUACGAGCCCGAGUCCACAGAGGACUGGGAGGCCGUCGUGAGCGUGACCUCGGUGCACCUGCCCUCCAGCCUCCGCUGUGGGAACCUGCUGCCCACCGAGCAGCUCUACACCGUCAGCCUGCCCCACCGGAACAGAUAUAUCCAGAUGCCGCGGCCGUUCUGUUUCGAGCCCAGUAACCGCUACGUGGUCGCCAUCCGGUUCCAGCGCCACGGCGUGUCCCACAGACACCUCACGGCCUUCAUCCUCAUCGACUCGCUGGUUCUGAUCCCCAAAUACACCGAGUUGCCGGGGUUACGGGGCGGCGAGCCGGAGGCGGAGCAGCGGCGCGAGGAGAUGCUCCGCUACAUGUGUCUGGACUCCUUCAUGGUCACGCCCACGCCCGUCCUCGCCGACAUGUGCUCCAAACUCAUCUGCAGCAUCUCCUCCAUCAUCCACGACGGAGCGCUGCCGUGCCAGUGUGACCCUCAGGGCUCCGUGAGCGGUGAGUGUGACGCGGUGGGCGGCCGCUGCCGCUGCAAGGCCAACGUGACGGGGAGGCGCUGUGAGCGCUGUGAGCCGGGAAGCUACGGCUACGGGGGGCGCGGCUGCACCGCCUGCGACUGCCACCCUGAGGGCUCGUCCAGCCACCAGUGCGACCCGGCAUCGGGUCAGUGCCGGUGCCGGCCCGGCGCCACCGGGCGGCGCUGCUCGGCCUGCCAGCCGGGCCAGUGGGGCUUCCCCAGCUGCAGCGCCUGCCGGUGCAACGGCCACGCCGACGUCUGCGACUCCCUCACCGGGGCGUGCGGCGGCUGCAGGGACGACACGGCCGGACACCAGUGUGAGCGGUGUGCGGACGGGUUCUUCGGGAACCCGGUGCUGGGCUCGGGCGAGCGGUGCCGGCCCUGCCCCUGUCCCGGGAACCCCGGCUCGGACCGCUUCCACGCCGUCUCCUGUGACGCCGACCUCGCCUCCGACCGGAUCGUCUGCCGCUGCCGGCCCGGCUACGCGGGGUCCCGCUGCGACCGCUGCGCCCCCGGUCAACACGGCGACCCGGAGCGCCCCGGGGGGCAGUGCCUGCCGUGCGGCUGCAACGGCAACAUCGACCCCCAGGACCCCGGGUCGUGUGACCCGAGGACCGGCCGGUGCCUCCGGUGCCUGUUCCACACGGACGGGCCGGCCUGCAGCCACUGCCUCCACGGUUACUACGGCAACGCCUUGGCCCAGGACUGCAGGCGAUGCACCUGUGUGACCGCCGGCACCGCGCCGUCCGCCUGCAGCGGCGGCGCGUGUCACUGCGACCGGCUGAGCGGCGCCUGCUCCUGCCGGGCCAACGUGGCCGGACUCAACUGCGACCGCUGCGCCGCGGACCACUGGAGCUACGGCCGCGGCGCCGGCUGCGAGCCGUGCGGCUGCGACCCGGCGCACGCCGAGGGGCGCCACUGCAACGCGUUCACCGGGCAGUGCCGCUGCCGGCCCGGCUUCGGGGGCCGGCGGUGCAGCGAGUGUGAGGCGCUGCACUGGGGGGGCCCUCAGGGGCCCUGUGAGGAGUGUAACUGCCACCCUGUGACCUCGGCGACCCCCCAGUGUGACCGCUCUACGGGGGCGUGCGAGUGCCGCGAGGGCGCGGCGGGCGUGCGCUGCGAGGAAUGCGCCCGCGGCUUCUCGGGCGAGUUCCCGGCGUGCGAGCGCUGCCACGCCUGCUUCCAGCUGUGGGACGACGCCGUGUGCCAGAUCCGCCGCGACCUGGAGCACGUCCAGGACGCGGCGCAGAGGCUCCUGCGGCACGGCGGCGCGACGGCGCCGGUCGGGCUCACGCGCAUCCGGGAGCUGGAGGCGCGGCUGCAGGAGGCGCGCCGCCUGGUCGGCGCCGGGGACGGCGACCGGGUCCACCAGCUGAUCGGGCAGGGCGUCGAUGACCUCAGAGCUGAGAUCGCCCUGACCGACGGGCGCCUGAUGGGCGUCGCCCGAGAGCUCAACGCCACCACAGAAGAAGAACGGGCGCUGAGGCGCAGACUGAGCGCCCUGGAGAGAGAGCUGAGGGACGCCAACGCCACGGUGGCCUCCAAGCAGAGCCUGCUGGACGACUACCUCACCUCGGGGUUCACAGACCAGUUUGAGAAGGUGAAGAAGUCCUACCAGGAGUCUCUGAGGGCGGAGGAGAGGUGCAACGCCUCGGUGUCGGGUCCCCUGAGCCCGGCGGAGCAGUCCAGAGACACGCGGGGCGUCACCGAGGGCCUGCUGGACGCCAGCAGACACAACUUCCUGCGGGCUCUGGCCGCCCAGAACCAGACGCUCAGCGCGCUGCAGCAGAACGCCCACCAGCUGGACCGGAAGCUGCUUCACCUCAGCCACAUGGUGUGCGGCGGUCACAGCAACACCAGCGUCAACGACAGUUGCCCGGACAGCCGGUGCGGCGGCAUCGGUUGCCUUGACGACCAGGGCAACGCCGUGUGCGGAGGAGAGGGAUGCAACGGGACGGCGAGCGCCGUCGCCGGAACGCUGCAGCUCGCCAGGAACGCCACGGACGGCCUGAACGCCGCCAACGAGGAGCUGCAGGGCGUGGCCAGAAAGCUCAAGGACAUCGCCGCUCUGACUCUGGACGUGAAGAACCAGGCCAUGACCACGCUGGAGAAGGCGCAGAAGAAGAAGGAGCACUUUGAAAACAACAACAAGAAGCUGAAGGACUUCAUCAAGAAGAUCAGAGACUUCCUCACAGAGGAGGGAGCCGACCCGGAGAGCAUCGAGAAGGUGGCCCUGCGGGUUCUGGCCAUCAGCCUGCCGGUCAACAGGACCACGCUGGACUCCAUGGUGCUGCAGAUCAAGCAGAGCCUCGCCAACCUCACCGACAUCCAGGGCGUGGUCAACCGGACCGCGGAGCACAUCGGCCGAGCCGAGGAGCUGCUGGCCGCGGCGCGGGAAGCCAAGGGCCGAGCGGAGGGCGUGAACGACGCGGCCAACGCCACCAAGCGGGCGCUGGACGUGUCCGAGGACGCCAUCGGGAAGGCCCGAGCGGCGCUGGAGGAGGCCCGCGACAACCUGAACAGCACCAGGAACGCCACGGCGGAGGUGGACUCCAGGCUGACGCGGCUGGAGGACAAGCAGGCGGACGUCGCCAUGCGCCUGGACAACCUCUCCGCGGAGGUGGAGGCCCUGAAGAACAAGACGGAGCAGAACAGGCGGAUGGCGGAGGACGCCGAGGCCCUGGCCGGCAACGCCACGCGGCUGGCGUCCUCGCUGGAGCAGAGCCUCAACGAGACGGAGGAGCGGUACCGGGAGCUGCAGGUGAAGGUGGACUCUCUGGGCGGAGCCUCCGGAGACCUGAACCACGUCAACCAGAGAGCCAAGGACAUCAAGAAGGAGGCGGAGGACCUCUUCGGCAAAGCCACCAAAGGGAUCGACCAACUGAAGAAAUUGGAGAAGAAGUUCCGCAGCAACGAGCAGCGGAUGCAGAAGCAGCGCCUGGAGCUGGACGAGCUGAAGGAGAACGCCACCGUGGUGCGCGACGAGAUCCGGGACCAGGUGCAGAAGUACAGCAACUGUGUGUGAGCGCGGGAACCGCCCACCUGGUGUCACCUUCGGCUGCUGAGAACCGGGGAAGAACAGCCACAUCGCCCAUGACAAUAAACGAGGGACAGAAAAACGACAUCAUGGCACAUGAGAAUAAAAAAUGGCGCUCUGGUGCUCCCAUUUUUAUAGUUUUACACAUUACCCGUCAAGUGUUGUCACAGACUUCCUCUCUGUGGACUGUACCACUCUCUGACUCCCCUAUAUGCCGCCCUGCGUCCUUAAGCUCUGACAACACGUCUAUUAUUAUUAAACAGAAGAACUAUUAAAUAUAUCAGAAUAUGUUAUCAGAAUCUCUUUUGACUAAACGUGUUUUAGUGAUCGUGUUUUCUCUGUAAUUUGACCACAUUUAAUAAUAUGCAUUUACAAUGCCACAUUCCUAUCGAGAGACAUUUUGGGGAAACGUUAAAUUUGUGUCAUGAAAUGCGUGUUUUAUUAAUAUUAUUUUUUAUUAUAAAAAGAAAACAACUCUUUUGACUGAAUAAAUAUGAACGCAUACACGAGUAUUCUUAUAAGCUAAAUGAAUUACGAGGUGAAACGAUGGAGACGAAUAAAUGUGAUACCACUCAUGUAAAUUAA